CUUUCUAUAAAGACUCAUGGCUAUUAUCUGCAACCUUUAAUAUAAUCAAAUAAAUAUCCUCUUAUUUACAUAUAUAUUUAUUUGAUAUUUACAGAAGUUUUGGUCAGCGUUGAGCUAAUCAAUUUCUGCUUUUUGGUAUUAAAAUCUAGUAAGACGAUUUUUAUAUUAUGAUCAUUUUACAAUAGAAAUCUAAGAGGAAUACUAACUCUUUUAUAAAUUAUUUCAAUAAACUCAAUUGAUAAUGAAUUGUUCAAAUACAUUUUAACCAAAUUAUAUAAUAUAACAUGUGAAAAAAUAUUCAUUAAAAACUUUUUUUGCUACAUACGCAGUUGAAAUGAACUCUCGUCCUCAAAGACAUUCUUAUUUUUGCGAAUAAUACAUUUAUUGAAUGUGAUGGAAUGAUUAAACUGCAUAUACAGUGACUGAGAUAUUGGUCAAUGUUCGAUUAUAAUAUAUUUAAAUAACUAAUAAGUGUUUUAUUAAAUAGUAAAACAAUAUAAAAAUAAAAUAAUUAGUGUUCUUGUUUUUAUUUCUUAAGAUCAAAGAAAAAAAAAUGUCUUUAUAAGGAAAAAGCGAUUUAACAAAAAAAAUAAUGUUCCUUUUAAAUUGUAAUAUGGCAGGGUGCCUCCAUUUACAUUCACAUGAUGAUCUAGAAACAAACAAAUAAAGAAAAUAAUUUCGAGAACAAAAUGCGCUUACAUUCUAACUGUUUUAAUUCAGUUUCAAUAGCAUUAAGUCUUAUUGCCACCAGGGACGGCGCGACCGGGGGGGGGGGGGGAUAGGGGGAUUACCCCCCUCCUGCUUUCGAGAAUUACAAUGGAGCUUUCUCCGAUUUUCUCGAUUUCCGGAGAAACCCUCCCCCUGCUUUCUCCGCUUCGCGCCUUCCCUGAUUGCCACGUUAACGACAUUGUUCAAUAAUGCUGACUAUUGGAUGGGGUCGUCAACAGUCGAGCAAUUAAACAGCUGUGUAUGUGCUUCAUUCAAUUGUUGACGUAAGUUGUUUUCUUCAUGUUUUACUUCUAGCAGCUAUAAACAUUAAAAAAAAAUAUGUUUAUAUAACUAAUAUUGAGCGGUUAUAUAAAAAAGAAUUUCGAUGAUUUCAUCCGUAAGAGACACUUAAAGUCACGUGACUAACUAUUUUCCUGAAAUGGAUACAAACUAACCUUUUCUAAGAAUGGAUCGAUGGCCAUCAAUAACGCUUUUCUUUAUUUUUAUUCUAAUGACUUACAUUCCCCUCGUUCUCUUUAUAUAGUGUCAAUUCUGUUUUUUAUUCAUAUGCAGUCAUUUAUUUUCAUUAAUCAAUGCCCAAUAAGAUAAUAUAUCGGUCAUCGCCAGCAAAGAAAAAAAUUCAUACUCCCAAUAUUUCGUCAAACAUGUCCGCCUUUUCUUGAAAAAUCGUCGAUUGAAGAAUACAAAUGAGGAAAACAUGACAUUUUUUUCAAUAUAUCAAAACUGUACGCUUCAGUAAAUGAAAUACAGAUUAAAAUAUUAACCAAAAUUUCUAAAAACAUAUCAACAAUUAUAAGAAUAACACUAUCAAUAAUAACUUCAGUCAUACCGAAAAUAAUAAUAAUCACGACGACAGAACUUAUAAUACUAAAUAUACCAAGAAUAUAUAUACCAAAAAGUUUCUACCGAUGAAAUAAUACCAAUACUUAUGCCUUUAACUAUUUUGAUCACUAUACUGAUCAGUGUAACAAUAAAAGUUCUUCCAACAAUACGAAAGAUAGUAACAAUGACUGAACGUUUGACCUUAAAUAAAAUGAUUUAAUGUAUAUCGAGAAAACUAAAAUGCAUUAUUUCUCUUUUUUUUUAUCUCUUCACGUGCACGUGGCACGGUUUAUGCAACCAUUUCCAAUUCUUCGACUGUCUCCUAUUUCAAAAUGAAACCUCGAUCGCUACAUAAUGUCACAACCAAAUAGAAUAUACAGAAUAUCGAGAGUGUGAGGUUGUGAGUGUAGCACAAGGGGGAAACGGCGGACUUUUGGACUUGAAGUUACUUUGAGCUACUUGAAGUAGCUUACUUUGAAGUAUUUUUCAACUUCAAAUUUACCUGAAGUUACUUGAAGUUACUUUAAGCUACUUGUUCCUACUUUGGGCUACUUGUGUGGUACUUUGAGCUACUUCAAGUAGUCUACUUUGACGUACUUUUCUACUUCAAGUCCGCCGUUUCCCCCUUGGUGUAGCAUCAGAAGGUUCACAGUCACGAUUAUUUCUCCUGAUUUAUCGAAUUAAAAUAGCCAAAAAAGUUCUCUAUUUAGUCAAAUCGAUCAAGAAAAAAACCGAAAUUUAUUCGUUCAACGAUCAGAUCAUCAUUCAAGUAAUUUAAUUAAAGGAAAAUUCUUUUAAUUCGAUUUCUACGAUAAAUAAUAACUUAUUAAAUUCAGAUUCUGAUUUUGAAAAAUAUUAUCAAAAUGGAAGAAUAGCAAUAAAAUUAUGUCUAACAAUAAAAUUUCCAAAAACUUCAACACUUUUUAAUCGUUCACGUUCUUAUCGUUCUCGUUCUCAUAAUAAUAAUUCUAAUAAUGAUCAAAAUCGAAUUUCUCAAAAAGAAAAAACUUGAAAAGGAAUUCGUUCAAGAUUAAUUCAUAGGAGAAUUUACAUUACCAACAAACCCUCCAAUAACAGUAACUAUUGAACCACAAUCAAAUAUAAAUGAAAAUUUAUCGAAAGAUAAUUGUUUUCAUGAUGAUCAUAUUUAUUCACCUGAACAUAUUAUAAAUCCAUAUCAACAAAGAUCAACAAAUGAUUCUUCAUUAAAAAGUCCAACAACAAUUGUUUCAUAUUUUAUAGAUCUUUUAAAACCAAAUGUAUUAAGAAAUGAUUAUAUUGAUGAAAUAAUUCUUGAACCACGUUUAAUAGCAAUUCAUUAUAUAAAAACUUGGUUUAUUCUUGAUUUUCUUAGUUCAUUUCCAGUCGAUUAUUUUUUUUUAUUAUUUGAUGCGGGAGAAAAUUCAGGAGGAUAUUCAAUAGCACGUACAGGUCGAGCUAUUAAAUUUUUAUCAAUAGCAAGUAUGGUUAUGCGUAUUCUUAAUUUACUAGCAUUAAUUAUAUUAUUGGCACAUUGGAAUGGAUGUUUACAAUUUAUGAUUCCAAUGUUUCAAAAUUUUCCAUCUGAUUGUUGGGUUGCACUCAAUGCUCUUCAAAAUGCUCCAUGGACAGAACAAUAUACAGUUGUCCUAUUUAAAGCUCUUUCACAUAUGCUUUGUAUUGAUUAUGGUCGUUAUUCUCCUCAAAGUUAUGUUGAUAUGUGGUUAACAAUGCUUUCUAUGGUUAUUGGAGCAAUAUGUUAUGCUGUUACAAUUGGACAUGUAUCAGCACUUGUUCAAAGUUUUGAUACAUCACGACGUUUAUAUAAUGAAAAAUUUAAACAAGUUGAAGAAUAUAUGGCAUGGAGAAAAUUACCUCGAGAAAUGCGUAAUAGAAUAAGUGAUUAUUAUGAACAUCGUUAUCAAGGAAAAAUCUUUGAUGAAGAUACCAUUUUAAAUGAACUUUCAGAAAAAUUACGAUUGGAUAUUAUUAACUAUAAUUGUCGAUCUCUUGUUUCAUCAGUUCCAUUUUUUGCAAAUGUUGAUCCAAAUUUUGUUUCUGAUGUUAUUACGAAAUUACGUUUUGAAGUAUUUCAACCCGGUGAUCAAAUAAUUCAUGAAGGAACUAUUGGAGAUAAAAUGUAUUUUAUCCAAGAAGGAGUUGUAGAUAUAAUUAAAUCAGAUGGACAAGUUUUAAUAACUUUAUCUGAUGGAUUUUAUUUUGAAGAAAUAUGUUUAUUAACACGAGCUAAACGUGUAGCAGGUGUUCGUUGUGUAACAUAUUGUAAUUUAUAUUCAUUAGAUUCAAGUCAAUUUGAAACAGUUCUCGAAUCGUAUCCAUUAAUGAGAAGAACAAUGGAAUCAGUUGCUGCUGAAAGACUUAAUAAAUUAGGAAAAAAUCCUUCAAUUAUAUCAACACGACAUGAUUUAAAACGUGAUGCAGCUGUAUUAAAAGAUAUGAUAAAUCGUGUAACACUUCAACCAUCAAGUGAUGAAUCUGAUGAAGAAGAAGAUCAUAAAUCGUUAUCAUCAUCAUAUAAAAGAAAACAAAGUCAUUUUAAAUCUUCAUUAACAUAUAUUCAUGAUCAAUUGAAUAAAUCAAAUGAUUGUUUACAAAAUUUAAAUAAAAGACGAAUAAAAACAAAAAGUUCAUUAGGAAAUAAAAAAUAUUCUCAUAGUUAUUUAGCCACACCACCAUCAACAUUAAAUUCAACAAGAGAUGAAUAUCAAAAUGAAAUUCGUAAAUUUGCAACAACUCCUUUAUCUAUUUUUCGAAAAACUCCUUCAUCAACCACUUUUUUUUCUAAUCAACCUUGUUAA
Molecule: messenger RNA, 4349 nt
Organism: Rotaria sordida
Lineage: Eukaryota; Metazoa; Rotifera; Eurotatoria; Philodinida; Philodinidae
Source: the annotation of a GenBank genome assembly